This is a messenger RNA of Thrips palmi, 2237 nucleotides long. RefSeq names its product UDP-xylose and UDP-N-acetylglucosamine transporter (gene Efr). Gene Ontology annotation, cellular component: Golgi membrane; endoplasmic reticulum membrane. NCBI's taxonomy places the organism in Eukaryota, Metazoa, Arthropoda, Insecta, Thysanoptera, Thripidae. Gene Ontology annotation, molecular function: UDP-xylose transmembrane transporter activity; UDP-N-acetylglucosamine transmembrane transporter activity. The transcript has 7 exons. The record is from RefSeq and is a predicted model, not a curated record. Gene Ontology annotation, biological process: transmembrane transport. Bases 608 to 1657 code for a protein of 349 amino acids.
CGAGUGCUCCUCGGCGUACCUCGUUCGUCUCGGCCACAGCGGCCACGGCACCGUAAGGUCCGGUGUCCACCGCGGGCUCCGCGGCCCGGGUCCUCCUCAUCAGCUCAUUUUCUACUCGAGGGCCGUCUAGUCUGGGGCAGAUAGACGUUUGAAGUGGUGGUGGGGGGAAUGACUAGAGGAUCCUCCGGCAGGGGUGCCAGCCCGACAACCGGGAAGUCCCUCCGGCCUGCGCUGCCCGGCCGGCUCGGACAAUCCAUGCUUCCCUCCAGCAGCAGUUUUCGACGGUUUCCUCAAUGAUGUUCGCUGUCGAACAGAAGGCGUUGCACCCGGCUGGCUACGGCGGCAUGCGGGGGGACCCGCGCGGGAAACAUUCCGAUGUUCGUCGGAGGUUGGCACGCCUGCCACUAAUGGACACUGACACUCCGACACUGAUAGCAGACGGCUCCGUCGUGGUGCCUCCUCGAGGCACAUCACCGUCGUAACUUGUCGGCAGCGCUUGGUUAAGUCUGUCGCAAAGUUAUGUUGCACUCGUAAUUUGUCAAGUUGCCGUUCUGACACGCGGCCCAUUUCUUCCCAAAUUUGAAACGUAGUGAGAAACAGCCCCAACAUGCAUCCAGGUAUUCCCAUAGCCGGUGUUUUCAUCGGCUGCGGCAUCAACGUAGUCUUCCUGGAACUCCUUGUCAAGCAGGAUCCAGGAAGCGGAAACCUUGUUACAUUCACCAGUUUUUUCUCAAUUGCAUUGAUUGGAUUUGCUUUUACUGCCAAAUUUGGAACCGUCAAGCCAAAGAUAGGAUUAAGGGAUUACUUCAUUUUGGUGCUCAUGUUCUUUGCAUCAAGUCUCUGCAACAAUUAUGCAUUCAACUUUAACAUACCCAUGCCUCUACAUAUGAUAUUCCGAGCUGGGUCUUUGAUUGCCAAUAUGAUAAUGGGCAUUAUCAUAUUGAAAAAGAAGUACACUCUCUCUAAGUACCUGUCUGUGGCCAUGAUCUCAUUGGGUAUUGUUAUUUGUACCAUUAUGUCAAGUACAGAAGUGAAAUCAACGGUGCCCCCACCUAAAGAUGGAUCUCCUAUUGUUCCCACUACUCCUUAUGAAGAUAUGUUCUGGUGGACUUUAGGAAUUAUUCUCCUCACUGUGGCCUUGUUCAUUUCUGCAAGAAUGGGUAUCUAUCAAGAAGUUUUGUUUGCAAGAUAUGGAAAGCAUUCUCAGGAAGCAUUGCUUUACACGCACCUUUUGCCACUUCCUCUAUUUCUCCUGCUUGGUGGCAAUCUCUGGGAACAUAUGUCAAUGGCAAUAGAUUCAGACCCUUAUGAGAUAACAGGUCUUGGUUUUACAAUUCCAAUCAUGGUACUGUAUCUCAUUGGUAAUGUGGUUUCACAGUACUUGUGCAUCAGCUCAGUUUACAGGUUGACCACAGAGUGUUCUUCACUAACAGUUACAUUAGUGCUUACCCUGCGUAAAUUUGGGUCUCUGGUAUUCUCAUUAGUAUAUUUCAAAAAUCCAUUUACUGUAGCCCAUUGGAUUGGUACCAUUCUUGUCUUCCUUGGUACUUUGAUAUUUACUGAAGUUCCUCAAAAGGCGCUGGGUGCUUUAUCACCUGCUGAGGGGAAGAAAGAAAAGGAGGUCAAAGAAAAGGCCAAACAAAAGAAGAAAAACUAAUGUCAAUUCUACUUCAAUUUUUAAUUUAUAUCAAUCAUUCUUCAUGUAUGUGGCUACUGUUCAUUGUUUUUGCCACUUCAUGUUGAAGAAGGUAAACUAAGUGGAGACUCAGGAUAGCUAAUCUAUUCACCAAAGAAAUGCUCCAACAACAAUGAGAACCCACAGUAUUCUAUUUUAAAUAGUGCAAUAUUUUAGUGUUUGAAAAAUUUGCAGUACUGCAGUACUGCUCUUUUGUUUGUUGUCACAGAUUUUAUGAUUGAUAUGGAUAGAGCAGCAAUGCUGUAACAGUAGGGCUAGUAUUCUUUCCGUAGCAAUUAACAAAAUAUGGUACAAAAAUGUUUUUAUAAGAUUUUUAGUGACUGUGUUAUAUUUGUACUUUUUGUGUGCUUUUUGAUCAUUUUUAGCCCCCCUUCCAAUCAAAAAUAUGGGGAGGACGUAUGGGUAUGCCUUCACUGUCCAAGAAGCACCCAAAAAUUAUUUUUACUUACAAAACUAUGUUUGGAUGUUUAUGAAAUGUUUUAACCCGAAGGUUCCACUGCCUCGAGUGGAGUGCAAUAAAGAACCAGCUGACCGCGUAGAA